CGCCGCCAUGCCGACCAAGAAAUCCAAGACGAGGAAGCUGCGCGGGCACGUGAGUCACGGACACGGCCGCGUGUUCUGCCCCACCAUCAACCUGGACAAGCUGUGGACGCUGGUGAGCGAGCAGACCCGGGUCAACUACAGCCAGAAGCCCGACGGACCCGCACCCAUCAUUGAUGUUGUGCGCGCGAGCCGGAGCGGAGGAUGUGAGUCCACCGCACACAGAACACU
This is a messenger RNA of Danio rerio (zebrafish), 228 nucleotides long. RefSeq names its product ribosomal protein L27a (gene rpl27a). The record is from RefSeq and is marked provisional. Gene Ontology annotation, molecular function: structural constituent of ribosome. Gene Ontology annotation, biological process: translation. Gene Ontology annotation, cellular component: cytoplasm; ribosome; large ribosomal subunit. Lineage: Eukaryota; Metazoa; Chordata; Actinopteri; Cypriniformes; Danionidae.